Astyanax mexicanus (Mexican tetra) is the source of this 3847-nucleotide messenger RNA. Its product is annotated as protein transport protein Sec24C. Gene Ontology annotation, molecular function: zinc ion binding; SNARE binding. Lineage: Eukaryota; Metazoa; Chordata; Actinopteri; Characiformes; Acestrorhamphidae. Gene Ontology annotation, cellular component: COPII vesicle coat; endoplasmic reticulum exit site. The transcript is spliced from 22 exons. The coding region runs from base 519 to 3245 and encodes 908 amino acids. Gene Ontology annotation, biological process: endoplasmic reticulum to Golgi vesicle-mediated transport; COPII-coated vesicle cargo loading; intracellular protein transport. The record is from RefSeq and is a predicted model, not a curated record.
UUUGUGUCUUUAGCCUUUAGCUCUAUUCACCCCCAUUCAUUUAAGACUCACUCGCAGGCUCCCUCUAGCGGUGAGCAGUUGUUACUGAUAUAAAAGUGGGAAGGCUCGCUAUAAACCAGCUCUGGCUGUAGCUGGAGGAGAGAGGCUAGCUGAUAAAGCUAACAGAGAGGCGGUUAAAUAGCCAUUUUUAACGGGUUGUUUUUAACUCUUUUUAGCAGUUAAAGCGGUAAAAGCCCUGCAGGAUGUCUGUCCUGGACAUGAACCGUGUUAAAGGACUGAGAAAAGGCGGGGAAUUAGAGCUGAAAGGGUGAAGGGAAGCUACCGGCUUCAGCUGCUGGAGAAUCUGAGCUGAGCUGCUGCAGCUGCUGAGGAAACCUGCAGGGAACCACCUAGGCAGUAUACAGCAGGAUUAGCCAGCAGACUUCGUCUGAGAGAGGGAUCUGUACCUACUGUCCUUGGCAGAUUGACUUUUGCUAUGGUGGAAGAAGUGAAGUCUUAGCUGGGCCAGUUCAAAGGAAAUGGAGUUUACAGUCACUAACCCUGCUGAGUCUUGCAGUGUGCAGCAGCAGCACCACCAACAGCAGCAGUUUCCGCAAUAUCAGCAGUAUCAGCAGCCGUGGCCGGACUGCAGGAGCUGGGCCCCUGUCUCCUCUCCAGCUGGAUCUCCUCCUGGGAUGUCCGGCAGUUUUCCUCCAUCCUGCCACCCCCACCAUCUGAGCUCUGCACCUCAGAGCAGACCGGAUAACAUGGGUCCUGUGUGGCCACAACCAUCAGUGGGCUCAGGCUAUCCACAGCAAGCAGCAUGCUGGUCCCCUUCACAACCACAGUGUAAUGGUGUAUUUAAACCUGUUCCUGAUGUCAGUGGUCCAACCCAGAUGGCACCACAAGGAAUCAGCUCCCAGCCGACCAGUCCGCUGUCCAGCCCCAAGUCAGAGUCUCGCUAUGGUCUGGACCCUCAGAUACUCCCCAGUGUCGUGCAGGUGGUCAGUGAGGACAGAGUCCAGUGGGAAGGAAAGGUGUUUUUAUCAGAAUCUCAGUCCUCCGUCCCUCCGCUCUCCACCACUGCCUGCACUCUGGAGGACAGAGGUAACGCCACAGCUCGCUUUGUCCGCUGCACAACGUACAGCUUCCCUGAUGAGGCCCAGUCAGCACAACAGUGCCAUCUGCCUCUAGCAGCCAUCUUCUGCCCUCUAGCCAGACUUGAGAAUGAAGAGCAGACAGUGCCGGUGUGUGAAGCGGGGGAGUGUGUUAAGGGCUGUAGAGAUUGCGGCGCCUUCAUGAGUCCUGCAAUGAGCUGGCAGGACUGUGGCCAGCGCUUCUACUGCCCGUUCUGCGGAAAGCUUACAGAAGUGCCAUGGCAGUCCUAUCAGCCUACCAACAAGGGGCAGCGAAUCGACCGCGAGAAGAAACCAGAGCUCAGCUUGGGUUCAUACGAGAUACUGGAAACGCAGAAGGGAGAAGCUGCUGUGCUGCUCCUGGCAAUCGAUGUCACUGCCGUUGCGAUACAGUCAGGACAGCUGGAUUUCAUCUGUCAGCAGCUCUGCUCCCUCCUGCAGUCUCUAGAUGGGGGGGAAGAUGCUGAGCAGUCCAGUCUCAGAGUUGGUCUGAUGACCUAUGACAGUAGGAUUCACCUCUAUGACCUCAGCCCCACUUUGUCCCGCCCCCACAUGAUGGUCAUUACGGACACAGAGCAGCUGGAGCUUCCUGUGAGGGAGGGGCUUCUGGUGCCACUCAAGGAAUGCAGGCAUAUUGUAGAGAGCGUUCUACAGCAACUCCCAUUGUUCGAUGCUGAGACUCAGGAAAGCUCAGGCUGCCAAGAUCUUCCUGUUUCAGCUGCGCUCAAGAUCCUACAGGCCACAGAUUGUCCUGGGAAGCUCCUGAUCUUUCACUCCUCACCUCUUACUGAACCCCCAGACAAGCAAAGCUCCACAGGCUUCUUCACCUCCAGCAAACCAAAGUCCAUCUUUCAGGUUCCAGACUCCUCCGCCUCAUUGGCUAAGGCUUGUGUCAGUCAAGGCUGCAGCGUGGAGGUGUUUGUGUUUUCGCAGCAGGAUGUGGGCGGGGCUUGGCCUGGACAUGUUCCCUUUCUGACGGGUGGCAAGCUUCUCUGCUACAACAGUUUACAGUCUGAGGUGGAGAGAGCACGUUUCUGUGGAGACUUGUUGAGGACUGUAAACACUGAUACAGCAUACAAAGCUCAGCUCAGAGUUUUCAUCAGUAAAGAAUUAAGUGUGUCUGGUUGCUAUGGCUCCUUCCUUGCCGACCCAAACUCCCGCUGUGUUGCCAUGGCAGCACUUGAUUGGCGCACAGCCCUGGCAUUUGAGUUCACACACAGUAAAUCCCUUGAUGAAAUGAGAGGCGUGGCCAUACAGGCAGUUCUGUCUUACAGCAGCUCUACAGGAGAGAGGAAAACACGGGUCCACACUGUUACUUUGGCCAGCUCCCAGAACCUGCUGGACACGUUCCGAACCAGCCAAGCUGAGACACUGCUUACUUUCUACUGCAAAAAGAUGUAUUGCUCAGCAUUGGAGACCCCUCUGCAGUGUCUUCGUGAGGAGCUUCAGAUGGAGAUCACUGAGGCUUUAGCCUGCUACAGGAAACACUGCUGCACUACCUCCGUCUCCCCUGGACAGCUGGUGUUGCCUCAGUUUCUGAAGGUCCUCCCAGUCUACAUCAACAGCCUGCGGAAGAGUGAAGUGCUGCUGCCCGGCCUGCGCAGCACCGUGCACCAGCGUCUGCAGCUGCGCAGCCUCACCGUCUCCAUGGAUACGCGCAGCACCGCCGCUCAGCUCUACCCACUCAUCCUGCCUCUGUCUGUGAAUGCUGAGAAGUUCAGUAUGUCCUCCAUGGAUCCAGCGGUGCGCUGUUCUGCCUCCAGCCUGCAGCCCGACUCGCUAUACCUCCUCUUCUCCCCCCUCACUCUGCUGCUGUGGGUGGGCAGCACAGUGUCCCCCCAAGCCUUAACACAACUCUUCAACACCACCUCCUUUUCAUCACUCGUAUCCGGAGAGAUAAAUCCUCCUGUGUUGGAUAACCCUCUCUCAGCUGGUCUUCGGAAUCUCAUCAGCACCCUACAGUCCUAUGCAGCUGUUACCCUCAAGCUGAAGGUGGUGAAGGAAGGCGACAGUUGUGAGGAGUGUCUCCAGCGCCUUCUAGUGGAGGACAAGAGUCCUAACGGAGGAGCUUCGUACGCCGACUUCAUGUUCCACCUUCAUGUGAACUCGCUGCGCCGAGUUGUGGGAUGAUGGCGGCGCGUUGUCUCUUCUCUUCUUCUUCUUUUGUGUUCUUCUUCUUCUUUUACCUCUGGCUCAGCACUGUCUUCAAUCAGGGACAAGAACCUUAUUCUCCUAGAAAAUGUCUAUAAAGUCUAUUUAUUUUAUCAUAUUUAUGAAUGAAUGGUGUCUAAGGUACGGAUAGUACGGGAGAAAGCAUCAUGACUGUAAUCACGGAUUUAAGAGAGGAGGGAAGGAAGAAAGAAAGAAGACUUAUGGGAUUGGACUGAGGACGGUGUAUAAUGUAUGAAAGUCGAGCUCAGCGGUUCCCCGGUUCUAGCAGACUGCCUGCCUGUGUGUGUGCAUUCCUGAGGAAGAUUUAAAUGUUAAAUUUAACAUUUCAGUCAUGAAUUUUGCACUGGCUGCAUUACAGUGGGUGGAGAAUUACAACUUGCAUGUUUUAGGAUUUGAAGCAAUAAGAUAUUUAUUGAAUUUUCUGCUUGUUACAUCUGUGUAUCUGUAAUAUUUGUGUGUGCGUGUUUAUUUAUUUCAUAUUUAUUUUUGUAUUUGACUGCAGGUCUCUGCCUCGUGGAAGUGUUUAAAUAAACAGAAGCGUGUGAGACGACAGGAAUUUG